Molecule: messenger RNA, 1306 nt
Organism: Hibiscus syriacus
Lineage: Eukaryota; Viridiplantae; Streptophyta; Magnoliopsida; Malvales; Malvaceae
Product: mitogen-activated protein kinase kinase kinase 17-like
Exons: 1
Coding region: 97-1179 (360 amino acids)
Biological process (GO): protein phosphorylation
Molecular function (GO): ATP binding; protein kinase activity
Source: RefSeq, a predicted model, not a curated record
UGUUUUGCUCAUUUUGCCUCAAAACAAACGAAGAAGCGUUCUGUUUUUCCUAAAACCCAAAGUUGUAGAAUUCUUGAGUGGAAGUUGGAGUGUCCAAUGGAGUGGAUUCGUGGGGAGACGAUUGGGUGUGGAAGUUUCGGCACUGUCAAUUUGGUGCUACCCAAAAAUGGCUUCUCAAAAUCUCCUUUAAUGGCUGUUAAGUCUUGCCAACUAAUCGACUCUGUUUCGCUGAAGAACGAGAAGGAAGUGCUUGAUAGAAUCGGUUCUUGCCCCCAAAUCAUCCGUUGUUUAGGUGGAAAUCAUACAGUCGAAAAGGGUGUGAGGUUGUAUAAUUUGUUCUUGGAGUACGCUGAUAAAGGAAGCUUGGCUGAUCAGCUGAAGAAAAGCGGCGGGAACUUGAUGGAAUCCGAUGUUAGGAGAUACGCAAGAUCGAUACUUAAAGGGCUACGCUUUGUUCAUUCAAAAGGGUUCGUUCACUGUGAUAUUAAGCUUCAAAAUAUUCUUUUGUUUGGUAAUGGUGAUGUGAAGAUAGCUGAUUUUGGAUUGGCAAAGAGAAAUGGGGAAGAAGAAGAAGAGGGAGAACAGAGGAGGAUGGAAAUCAGGGGAACUCCUCUCAAUAUCGCACCAGAGUCGGUCAAUGAAAACGUGUAUGAUUCAGCUGUUGAUAUUUGGGCACUUGGAUGUGCCAUUGUUGAGAUGUUUACUGGGAAAGCAGCUUGGAAUUUCAAACCAGGGACAAACAUGGCGGCUUUGUUGUUUAAGAUUGGGGUUAGCGAUCAAUUGCCUGGAAUUCCUCAAGAUUUAUCCGAGGAAGGAAAAGAUUUUCUUAGAAAAUGCUUCGUUAAGGAUCCGAAGAAGCGAUGGACGGCCGAGAUGCUCCUGGAUCAUCCAUUCAUCUCUUGUGAUGAUGAGAUCGUUUCAAAUUCAAUGAAUCGAUGCGAAGAAGAAGAAGAAUCAACAUCCUCGAGAUGUUCAUUUGAAGAAUUCUCAGCUUCACCAAAAUCUCCUUUUGAUUUCCCAGAUUGGGUUUCAUCUCAAUCAACAGCUUCUUCUCAAUCAAGCUCUGUUCCUUCAUUUUCGAGUUACAUUUCAUCACCUUCGGAUCGGAUUCAUGAAUUGGCUUGUGAUGAAGCGGCAGCCAAUUGGCCAGUUUCAGAGAGCUGGAUCACACUGAGGUAGAAGAAAGAAGAGAAAAUUAGAGUUUCAUGGCCUUCAAUCAAAUCUGAUGGCUUUGUCCAAUUGAUUUUCCAUUGCAAUUGGUGAUGAUUUUUAAUGUAAAUGAUUAGUAAAAACAUAGAUAAACUGA